Molecule: messenger RNA, 2821 nt
Organism: Etheostoma cragini (Arkansas darter)
Lineage: Eukaryota; Metazoa; Chordata; Actinopteri; Perciformes; Percidae
Gene: ube2j2
Product: ubiquitin-conjugating enzyme E2, J2 (UBC6 homolog, yeast)
Exons: 6
Coding region: 264-911 (215 amino acids)
Source: RefSeq, a predicted model, not a curated record
AUAUUACUUCAAAAUGAUCGUUCGAAAGAUCAAAAUUAGGAAAUAUUUUCCAGAUCAGCUGGUGACAGUGAUGCGCUUUUUAUGUAAUUUUUCAACCGCCAUAACCCAAAGAAGAAGAAUUAGACCGGAAGCGUCAUUUUUCCUCCUGCUGGCUAAAGCUACGUUGGUGUCAUCGUCUUAUCGGUUUAGGGGUUGACAACAUAAACAGCAGCCUUAUUUCGUGUACAGCCACAAAGACCUAUUUUACUGGACUCUCUGGAGAGAUGAACAGCAACGGGAAUAAGAGAGCUCCAACAACAGCCACGCAGCGACUUAAGCAGGAUUACCUCAGGAUAAAAAAAGACCCUGUGCCUUACAUCUGUGCAGAACCUCUACCCUCCAACAUCCUAGAAUGGCACUAUGUAGUCAGAGGUCCUGAGAAAACUCCAUAUGAAGGAGGAUAUUAUCACGGAAAACUCAUAUUUCCUCGGGAAUUUCCUUUUAAACCACCAAGUAUCUAUAUGAUAACACCAAAUGGGAGAUUUAAGUGUAAUACAAGGAAAAGACAGCUGUCAGCGCAAAGCCUGGCCUUCAACCUCAAGGAUAAAGUGUUCUGUGAGCUGUUUCCUGAUGUAGUCGAUGAGAUGAAGCAGAAACAGAAGGCCCAGGAGGAGUUAAGCGCCCGCACUCAGCCCCUCCCCUUACCCGAUGUGGUACCCGACGGUGACCCUCAACACGCCCACUAUGGCCUCCCCGCCCUCAAUGGAGGCCCCGCCCCCCUCGGGGGUGCAAACCACGUCCCUGGCCUGCAGCAGGCCAAUCGCAACCAUGGACUUCUAGGUGGGGCUCUUGCCAACCUCUUUGUGAUUGUAGGCUUCGCGGCAUUUGCCUAUACGGUCAAGUACGUGCUGAGGAGCAUAGCCCAGGAGUGAAAGGACCCGGUGUUGUAGGGCAACGCUCCCCCCUGCAGGUGAGCCAACUAGUGGACAUUCUACAAACACUAUGUGGAGGAGGGAUGUUCAGUCCUUGGUUAAACCCCUCCACAACCACCACCACCACUACCAUGGACUCUCAAAGCCCACCCACCCAGGAAGAAUUGAGAUGAGGAGGUGGGGGAGUGGACGGGAGCGGCAUUAGGGCCAGGGGGUUGGAGGGGCUUAUUAAAACGGUUGCGAUUCACUCCGUCUUUCAGUGGUUUAUGUCAGCUGUAGGAAUAAACUUGGCUCAUGGGUUGUGGAAGAGUGUAUACCUGAAGACAUGGUUUGUUGCAGUGCCCUGGAACCAGGUCCCAACAACAGAGAGAGGCUAAAUAUCAUAAAACAUUAUUGAUAAAAGCUUGUUUCAUACACAGUUAAGGAGGUAGUUUUCAAAGAUUGUGUUUCCCUACCCAUUUCCCUUCCUGGUCAUUUAUUGUGUCGUGGAGAAUCCUCAGGGUAUGUCUUUUUGAUGCUGCUUCUGUUCCAAAAUCAAGAGAAAAGGAGUGCCAUAAAGACCAGUUGUGUGGUUCUCCUAGUUAAUGUGGUCUUCAACCUCAUUUGAACCACGGUUUUAGGAAUCACAGUCAGUUUUGGGAUUGGAGUCAGUUUUCCUCUGUAUGCAUUUCCAUGUAAUAGCAUUGAGGCAUCAGGUUUCUAUCACCUGGGUUGCAGCUCAAGAACAAUUAUCUGCCUACACUACAUCACACAUAUCUGUGUAAAGCAGGACAUGUAACAGAAAGUAGUUUUUAUUUUAUUUUUUACACACACAUUUACUGCCCCAAAACCUGUCAAAGGUUGUCAUGCCUAAAAGCUUUAAGGUUUUAUGUUCCAAGAAUAUGUCUGCAAGUUAGCACAACACAGAUUUAUAACCUGAAAACCCGUGAGAGGUCAAAGCUCGAUGGCGCUCACUGACAAAGAUGGCGUCCAACUGCAAAACUAAAAUCUAAACACGGCAAAAAGUACACAGCAGUGUGAUAAAAGUAGAACCUUAUGCACUUGUCUUAAUGUGUAUUUCAUCUAUAGGAUCUAUUUUUUUUUGCAGUAAACCUUAACAUCUGAUGAGGCAUUGGAGUGCAGAAAGUCAUCCUAUAAAAGUCAACAAUAGUAUUGACAAGUGUGUGUGUAUCUCUGUAUCUCAAUCAAAAUAAAAAGCAUACAACUUGGCACGUCAGUCUGUGAAAGAGCUACUGAUGCGUGGUCAGAGUCUGAUGCGAGUCCACGCGUGCUCUCCUGUCAACCCAUGAGCCAAGCAGUGAGCCCAGUGUCUGCACAGAGGUAAAUAGAGACCAGUACCUUCCUUAAAUUGGCUUAGCUGACCAGUAUAGCAACACUCUAUAGGUCCAAGUGACGAAACACAUAAAGAGAACCAACGUUUUUUUGUUUCCUUAUAUUAUUUUGUAUUUGAUCUUUUUUUUUUUCCUUUGGGGUUUUUGUUCUCUUAUUUGUAGAACCAGCCUUGGCUUGUCUGUAAACAUUCUAAGGAAAACGUCUAGUGUUUGCUAAGCAGGGCAGUGUGGGCAAACACAAGCACAGACAUGUCCUGGCUCACGGAGCGGCUGAUAAUUUACUGUUGUGCAUUGCAUUUAGUAAAGAUGGUUCUACUGUGUAUCUGUUUCAACAGAAAAAAAUUGUCUGAAAGCAGAAGAUUUGCCUUUCUAUAGCUCUUUUUAUGGCACAUCUUUAAAAAAAAAAAAAGAAAGGAAAAAAAAAAAGAAACCGAUGAUGAUGGGAGUGCGUUUGUGUGGUCAUACAGCAAAUGCCCAAAUUUCGAUGCUUCAGUUAAUCUUGUGUGACAUUGUACGUUUUCAUAGUAACUGCAAAUAAAUUACCCUGCUUGGCAGGGCAUUUUAGGAAACCUUCCUUUU